This is a messenger RNA of Athalia rosae (coleseed sawfly), 1555 nucleotides long. It is a transcript of the gene Rpn8, whose product is annotated as 26S proteasome non-ATPase regulatory subunit 7. The transcript is spliced from 5 exons. The record is from RefSeq and is a predicted model, not a curated record. Gene Ontology annotation, molecular function: protein binding; metallopeptidase activity. Lineage: Eukaryota; Metazoa; Arthropoda; Insecta; Hymenoptera; Athaliidae. Bases 28 to 984 code for a protein of 318 amino acids. Gene Ontology annotation, biological process: proteasome-mediated ubiquitin-dependent protein catabolic process. Gene Ontology annotation, cellular component: proteasome regulatory particle; proteasome complex.
UUUGUGAAAGAAUUCAACUCCUCAAAAAUGCCGAGUCAAGAGGUCGUUACAACAAAAGUAGUGGUUCAUCCACUAGUUUUAUUAAGUGUAGUGGACCAUUUUAAUCGUAUGGGAAAAAUUGGGAAUCAAAAACGAGUGGUCGGUGUUCUUUUGGGUUGUUGGAGAGCAAAGGGUGUCUUGGACGUAUCCAACAGUUUUGCAGUACCCUUUGACGAGGAUGACAAGGAUAAAUCGGUGUGGUUCCUCGACCAUGAUUACCUAGAAAACAUGUAUAGCAUGUUCAAGAAAGUGAACGCUCGUGAAAAAGUCGUUGGUUGGUACCACACAGGACCAAAAUUGCAUCAAAAUGAUGUAGCUAUCAAUGAAUUGAUCCGAAGGUAUUGUCCAAACUCCGUAUUAGUAAUCAUCGAUGCAAAACCCAAGGACCUAGGCCUUCCGACCGAAGCCUAUCAAGCUGUAGAAGAGGUGCACGAUGAUGGCUCGCCAACUUCUAAAACCUUUGAACACAUCCCAAGUGAAAUUGGAGCUGAGGAGGCAGAGGAAGUUGGAGUCGAACACUUACUCAGAGACAUCAAAGAUACCACUGUCGGCACGCUGAGCCAAAGGAUCACAAACCAGUUGUUAGGAUUGAAAGGACUUCAUGCCCAAAUCAGGGAAAUUAGAGAUUAUCUUAUUCAAGUCGGAAAUGGGAAACUACCGAUAAACCACCAAAUAGUUUACCAACUUCAAGACAUCUUCAAUCUGUUACCGGAUAUGUCACAAAACACGUUUGUUGAUUCGCUCUAUGUUAAAACGAACGACCAAAUGCUGGUCGUUUACUUAGCUGCCCUUGUAAGGUCUAUCGUCGCGCUGCAUAAUUUGAUUAAUAACAAAUUAACGAACCGUGAUGCUGAGAAAAAGGAGACUGACAAGAAAGAAACAAAAAAAGAUGAGAAGAAAGAGGAGGAGAAAAAAGAUGAAAAGGAAAAAUCCAAAGUUAAAUGAUUCACAAGUAAUAAACGGUUUUAAAAACCCAUCGAUUGAUUGAUUGAUUCACUAAUGUAAUGAGCGAUUCAUAUUUCUCAAAUAUCUCUCCGAGUUCGAUCUAAACGGAACUAAUCCACGAACUAGCAAAACUCAUACUAUUAUUUAAUCUAAUUUUUUAAAUCCAUUCAUAUGGUGUUCAUCAUUCUGUUCAGAUUCGAAGAGAUUCAGUGCCUGAUAUUCCUCAUGCACCUUGCAUCCGUUAAAAUCUAAAAAACCAAAAAUCGUAUCAAUCAAUUCUGAAUGUCUAUACGGAUAGUAUCACCUGGUAUUAUUGUUACUAUCGAUUAUAUCUCAAUCACGAGGCUCGGAGGUGAUGACUUGAAAACAGUGCUUGAAGAAGUCGAACUUCGCUAGUGUCGACGGACGCUAAAAAUCAGUAAAUGUGGGGUGAUGCAUGCGUAUGGAUAUUGAUGGAAAUAAGUGCAAGGAUAUUCAGCUACUGUCAAAUUCAACUAGAGACAAUAUCGGGUUAUUAUACUAAUACUAUUUUGUUACUUUUGGUUUGAAUUAAACAUGACUUCUCAUGGUA